UAGUGCGCUGGGUGUAGCAGCGGAAGGAUACAGCGCGUUCUGUGUAUAUAUACAUAUAUCACCGGAUCUUUUCGUAUUAGACGCUAGAUUCACUCACGUGACGACAGGAAACAGACUUCAAUACCGUGCUCUUCCAUAAAAGAACAUUUGUUUCUUAAAGAUGCAGAUCUUUGUAAAGACGCUGACUGGCAAGACCAUCACCCUUGAGGUUGAGCCAAGUGACACCAUUGAGAAUGUCAAAGCCAAGAUCCAGGACAAAGAAGGUAUUCCACCUGACCAGCAGCGUCUGAUCUUUGCUGGUAAGCAAUUGGAAGAUGGACGCACCCUCUCUGACUACAACAUCCAGAAGGAGUCCACACUCCACCUGGUGCUCCGCCUCAGGGGAGGUAUGCAGAUCUUUGUGAAGACCCUGACUGGUAAAACCAUCACCUUGGAAGUGGAGCCAAGCGACACCAUUGAGAAUGUCAAAGCCAAGAUCCAGGACAAAGAAGGUAUUCCACCUGACCAGCAGCGUCUGAUCUUUGCUGGCAAGCAACUGGAAGAUGGCCGCACUCUCUCUGACUACAACAUCCAGAAGGAGUCCACACUCCACCUGGUGCUUCGCCUCAGGGGAGGUAUGCAGAUCUUUGUGAAGACACUGACUGGUAAGACCAUCACCUUGGAAGUGGAGCCAAGUGACACCAUUGAGAAUGUCAAAGCCAAGAUCCAGGACAAAGAAGGUAUUCCACCUGACCAGCAGCGUCUGAUCUUUGCUGGUAAGCAAUUGGAAGAUGGACGCACCCUCUCUGACUACAACAUCCAGAAGGAGUCCACACUCCACCUGGUGCUCCGCCUCAGGGGAGGUAUGCAGAUCUUUGUGAAGACCCUGACUGGUAAAACCAUCACCUUGGAAGUGGAGCCAAGCGACACCAUUGAGAAUGUUAAGGCCAAGAUCCAGGACAAAGAAGGUAUUCCACCUGACCAGCAGCGUCUGAUCUUUGCUGGUAAGCAAUUGGAAGAUGGACGCACCCUCUCUGACUACAACAUCCAGAAGGAGUCCACACUCCACCUGGUGCUCCGCCUCAGGGGAGGUAUGCAGAUCUUUGUGAAGACCCUGACUGGUAAGACCAUCACCUUGGAAGUGGAGCCAAGCGACACCAUUGAGAAUGUCAAGGCCAAGAUCCAGGACAAAGAAGGUAUUCCUCCUGACCAGCAGCGUCUGAUCUUUGCUGGCAAGCAGCUCGAAGAUGGCCGCACCCUCUCAGACUACAACAUCCAGAAGGAGUCCACCCUUCAUCUUGUCCUGCGUCUGAGAGGUGGUAUGCAGAUCUUUGUCAAGACCCUGACUGGCAAGACCAUCACCUUGGAGGUGGAGCCAAGCGACACCAUUGAGAACGUCAAGGCAAAGAUCCAGGACAAAGAAGGUAUUCCUCCUGACCAGCAGCGUCUGAUCUUUGCUGGCAAGCAGCUGGAAGAUGGUCGCACCCUCUCUGAUUACAACAUCCAGAAGGAGUCCACCCUCCAUCUUGUCCUGCGUCUUCGUGGGGGCAAUUAAUCUACCCGUAAUGGUUAAAGUCUUAAAUUGAUUAAGUAAAUUCCCUCCCCUUGUUCCUGUAAAGUUCAGUAUUCAAUAAAGUUCAAGCAUUCCUCGCA
Myxocyprinus asiaticus (Chinese sucker) is the source of this 1632-nucleotide messenger RNA. Its product is annotated as polyubiquitin-B. The record is from RefSeq and is a predicted model, not a curated record. NCBI's taxonomy places the organism in Eukaryota, Metazoa, Chordata, Actinopteri, Cypriniformes, Catostomidae. Gene Ontology annotation, molecular function: protein tag activity; ubiquitin protein ligase binding. Gene Ontology annotation, biological process: protein ubiquitination; modification-dependent protein catabolic process. The transcript is spliced from 2 exons. Bases 161 to 1534 code for a protein of 457 amino acids. Gene Ontology annotation, cellular component: nucleus; cytoplasm.